CAGCCCGUCGCCGCAGGAGCCGGGGCUCGGGGAGCUGCUGGAGGAGUUCUCCCGGACUCAGUACAGGGCCAAGGACGGCGGCGGGACAAGCGGCUCUAAGGUUGAGCUCAUCGAGAAGAGAUGUCUGGAGCUGUUUGGCCGAGACUACUGUUUCAGCGUGAUUCCGAAUGUGAAUGGGGAUAUCUGUGGUCACUACCCCCGGCACAUCGUGUUUCUGGAGUACGAGAGUUCUGAGAAGGAGAAGGACAUGUUUCAGAGCACCGUGCAGGUGAGCAGGCUGCAGGACCUCAUCAACCGCAGCAAGAUGGCCAGGUGCAGAGGACGGUUUGUCUGCCCAGUGAUCCUGUUCAAAGGCAAGCAUAUUUGCAGGUCGGCCACGCUGGCUGGAUGGGGAGAGCUGUACGGACGCUCUGGCUACAACUAUUUUUUCUCAGGGGGUACCGAUGAUGCCUGGGCAGAUGUUGAAGACGUCACGGAGGAAGACUGUGCUCUUCGGAGUGGUGACAUGCACCUUUUCGAUAAGGUCAGAGGCUAUGACAUCCGGCUGCUUCGGUACCUCUCAGUCAAGUACAUCUGUGACUUGAUGGUGGAGAACAAGAAGGUUAAGUUUGGCAUGAAUGUGACUUCCUCUGAGAAGGUGGACAAAGCCCAGCGCUAUGCCGAUUUCACUCUCCUCUCCAUCCCAUACCCAGGCUGUGAAUUUUUCAAGGAGUAUAAGGACCGGGAUUACAUGGCUGAAGGGCUAAUAUUUAACUGGAAGCAGGACUAUGUCGAUGCUCCUUUGAGCAUCCCUGACUUCCUGACCCACUCUCUGCACAUUGACUGGAGCCAGUAUCAGAGUUGGGACCUGGUGCAACAAACACAAAACUACCUGAAAUUGCUGCUUUCCAUAGUUAACAGCGAUGAUGACAAUGGGCUGCUGGUGCACUGUAUCUCAGGCUGGGACCGGACCCCCCUCUUCAUCUCUCUCCUGCGCCUUUCCUUAUGGGCUGAUGGGCUCAUCCACAGGUCCCUGAAGCCUGCUGAGAUCCUCUACCUAACUGUGGCCUAUGACUGGUUCCUCUUUGGGCACAUGUUGGUAGAUCGGCUCAGCAAAGGAGAGGAGAUUUUCUUUUUCUGCUUCAAUUUUUUGAAGCAUAUCACCUCUGAGGAUUUCUCAGCCCUAAAGACCCAGAGGAGGAAGAGUUUGCCAGCGCGGGAUGCAGGCUUCUCUGUGGAAGAUAUCUGCAUGCUAAGGCGAAGAGACAGAGGUAGCACCACCAGCCUUGGCAGCGACUUCUCCCUGGUGAUGGAGAGCUCACCGGGUGCUAUGGGGAGCUUCACCUACGAGACUGUGGAGCUGGUCCCUGGCGGAGCACAGGCUCAAGCAGCUUGGAGGAAGAGUCACUCCUCGUCACCACAGAGUGUGUUCUGGAACCGGCCACAGCCCUCAGAGGACCGCCUGCCUUCCCACCAAGGGCUGAUCGAAGCCAAGUCUUCUAGCUCCUCAUCCUCAAACCAUUCUGACAACUUCAGGAUGGGUAGCAGUCCCUUGGAGGUCCCCAAACCCAGCUGGCUACCACCCAGGACAGAGGAGAGGAGCUGGCUAUCAGUGGACCAUCCCCUGCCCGGAUCCUCUCUCUCCACAGACUUUGGCAGCUGGCAGAUGGUAACGGGCUGUGGCAGUAUUCAGGAGCGGGCUGUCCUGCACACAGACUCCUCUCUCCCUUUCAGCUUCCCGGAUGAGCUCCCUAACAGUUGUCUCCUCGUGGCCCUGAGUGAUCGGGAGACGAGGCUGCAGGAGGUGCGCUCGGCUUUCCUGGCAGCCUACAGCAGCACAGUGGGGCUCCGGGCAGCAGCCCCCAGUCCCUCAGGGGCCAUCGGGGGCCUGCUGGAACAGCUCGUACGUGGUGUGGGCCUGCGGGGCACCAGCACUGGCACCCUGUGAGGCUACCACCUAACAGCAGUUUUCCUACUCGUUGCUCAGCUGAGACCAUAGUGGAAUCAAAGCCAUGCCUGGCCAGAGGGCACUUCGAGGUCCGUGAAUCUCACACCUCUCCACGAGCACAGCAGGGCCAUGGACGGGGCUUUGCAACACUGGGCCUCUGACUCGUGACCUGCACAUUGAUCAGCUC
This is a messenger RNA of Fukomys damarensis (Damara mole-rat), 2114 nucleotides long. RefSeq names its product myotubularin related protein 14 (gene Mtmr14). Gene Ontology annotation, molecular function: phosphatidylinositol-3-phosphate phosphatase activity. Lineage: Eukaryota; Metazoa; Chordata; Mammalia; Rodentia; Bathyergidae. The record is from RefSeq and is a predicted model, not a curated record. The transcript has 20 exons. Bases 248 to 1927 code for a protein of 559 amino acids. Gene Ontology annotation, biological process: dephosphorylation.